Messenger RNA from Acanthochromis polyacanthus (spiny chromis), 6280 nucleotides. It is a transcript of the gene arhgef7a, whose product is annotated as Rho guanine nucleotide exchange factor (GEF) 7a. The transcript has 19 exons. The coding region runs from base 371 to 2710 and encodes 779 amino acids. The record is from RefSeq and is a predicted model, not a curated record. NCBI's taxonomy places the organism in Eukaryota, Metazoa, Chordata, Actinopteri, Pomacentridae. Gene Ontology annotation, molecular function: protein binding; guanyl-nucleotide exchange factor activity. Gene Ontology annotation, biological process: intracellular signal transduction.
UGAUGUCAUCCAAUGGAUGAGCGGCUGGCGGCUGCGGUGCGCAUGUAUGCAGUCCGCUGCCUGAACGCAUCACGGCGAACCGCACUUGACAGCUUUCCAGGUUAGAGAGAAAAAGGAGGGGGGCAAAAACAGACCACUGAAAGGGAGGGAACCAGAAUUUCCAUCAGCCAGCCGUCAUCCGCAUCCACCCGAGGUGGAGGGUUUCCCGCAGCCUCUCUAUCUCCCACACCUCAUGCAUCAUUUCUGGGGAUUAAUGAUGUUGUAACGCACAGAUGACAGCGUAACCAGGGCGGUGAGCUGUUACCAGAUACCAAAAGAAUAACACACACAGCCAGCUUUUGUUGUUGAGUCGGAUCCGCCGUGACUGGACAUGAAUUCGGCGGAACAGACGGUUACAUGGCUGAUUACGCUCGGGGUGCUGGAGUCGCCGAAGAAGACCAUCUCGGAUCCCGAAGCGUUUCUGCAGAGCUCCCUGAAAGAUGGGGUGGUCUUGUGCAGACUGCUGGAGCGGCUCAACCCGGGGUCCACGGAAAAAAUUUACCAGGAGCCGAAAAACGACGGCGAGUGUCUGAGCAACAUAAAGGAGUUUCUGAAGGGCUGCACAUCGUUCCGCGUCGAGCCGUUCGAGGCCAGUGACCUGCUGCUGGGACUGAACUUCUCCAAGGUGCUGAGCAGUCUGGUCGCCCUGAAUAAAGUGACUGCAGAUAUCGGCGUGGGCAGUGAUUCGGUGUGCGCUCGACACUCUUCAGCUCACCGCAUCAAAUCGUUCGAGUCGCUGUCCUCUCAGGCUUCACUGGGCCGAUCCUCCAAGCUGCUGCAGAACCAGUUUCGCAGUCUGGACAUGUCGGAAAACAGCGGACAGCAGCUGCUGGUGAAGGCGCGAUUCAACUUCCAGCAGACCAACGAGGAUGAGCUCACCUUUAGCAAGGGUGACAUCAUCGGCGUGACUCGCCAGGAGGAGGGCGGCUGGUGGGAGGGGAUGCUCAACGGCAAGACCGGCUGGUUUCCUAGCAACUACGUGCGCGAGGUCAAGGGCUCUGACAAACAAGUGUCCCCCAAGUCUGGCACCCUGAAGAGCCCACCCAAAGGCUUCGACACCUCUGCAAUCAGCAAGACGUACUACAACUUGGUGUUACAGAACAUUUUAGAAACAGAAACAGAAUAUUCCAAGGACCUGCAGAGCCUCCUGACGAACUACCUGCGACCACUGCAGAGCAUUGACAAACUGGGCGGCUCGGAGGUGGCUCUGAUUCUGGGAAACCUGGAGGAGAUCAGCACCUUCCAGCAGAUGCUCGUCCAAUCGCUGGAGGAGUGCACCAAGCUUCCAGAAAGCCAGCAGAGGGUGGGCGGGUUCUUCCUCAACCUCAUGCCACAGAUGAAGGCUCUCUAUGUGGGUUACUGCUCCAACCAUCCCUCUGCUGUCAAUGUCCUCACCCAGCACAGUGACGUUUUGGGGGAGUUUAUGGAGGGCCGCGGUGCCGUCACUCCUGGCAUCCUCACCCUGACCACAGGCCUCAGUAAACCCUUCAUGAGACUGGACAAAUACCCGACUCUGCUCAAAGAGCUGGAGCGGCACAUGGAGGAGAGCCAUCCUGACAGGCCAGACAUCCAGAAGUGCAUGGCGUCUUUCAAAAACCUCUCCGCUCAGUGCCAGGAGGUGCGGAAACGUAAGGAGCUGGAGCUGCAGAUUCUCACCGAGUCCAUCCGGCUGUGGGAGGGAGACGACAUCAAGACGCUGGGUUCUGUGAUCUACAUGAGUCAAGUGUUAGUCCAGAGUCAUGCAUCAGAGGAGAAGAAUGAGCGUUACCUCAUGCUCUUCCCCCACAUCCUCCUCAUGCUGUCUGCCAGUCCCAGGAUGAGCGGCUUCAUAUUCCAGGGAAAACUGCCUCUUGCUGGGAUGAUGGUGACCAAACUGGAAGACUGUGAAGCCCAUAAAAACUCCUUUGAGCUCAACGGCACCAUGUUCGACCGUCUCCAGGUGGUGUGCACCAACCAGCAGGACCUGCAGGACUGGGUGGAGCACCUGAGCAGGCAGAUCAAACACACCGCAGCCACAGCGCCGAGCCACAAACCCCUCACCGUUCCCUGCCACACGCUCCCGUCUCACCCCCUCACCCCGUCCCGGCAUGCUGAGGGGAGGUCCAUGACGGUGGCUCCUACCUACCACACCCUGCCUCACCCGUCCUCCCACAGCACCUCCCUCAGCACCAUGAUGUGGGGCCCGCUGGAGCCGCCCAACACCCCCAAACCCUGGAGCCUGAGCUGCCUGCGACCUGCACCCCCACUGCGGCCCUCUGCUGCCCUCUGCUACAAGGAGGAUCUUAGUAAAAGUCCAAAGAGUGUGAAGAAACUGCUACCAAAGCGCAAACCUGAGAGGAAGCAGUCUGAAGAGGAGUUUGCCUUGAGGAAGAGUACAGCGGCUCUGGAAGAAGACGCUCAGAUCCUGAAAGUUAUCGAGGCGUACUGCACCAGCGCCAAAACCAGGCAGACUCUCAACUCCACCUGGCAGGGCACCGACCUGAUGCACAACCACGUGCUUGCAGACGUGGACCAGUCCUGUGUGGACUCGCCGGGCCGCCGUAGCAGCGUGUCGCGGCCAGAACUGACCUCCGACCUUUCGGAGGACUCUGACUAUGACUCCAUCUGGACCAGCCACAGUUACAGGAUGGGCUCGGUGCCGCGCAAGAGCUGCAUCUCCCACCAGAACUAAAGAACGUCCAGUACUGCCACGCCGUGCUGCGAUGUAACGUACAGCACGCUUACCUCUUUUACCGUCAAUGUAUUACAAACAAAAACUAUAGAUUUUUUUAAUUUAUCUAUUUAUUUUUUAUUAUAUUCGUUCAUUUUUUUUGGUUAACUUAUUUGGUUUAUUUAUUUUUUUUGGCCAAUUCGUUUGAAGAUGUUUAAAGCAUCUCCCUGUUGCCUUUGCCACUUUCCCUUUUAUGUGCCUCCUCUCUUUCUGUAGUUGUCAUGCAGUAAGUGUUUGGUAAUUAAUUGUUCAUUUAUCUUGAAUGUGACCGCUCCCCUUGUUCGACCAUAGAUGCGGUGGACUCUGGAGUGGAUUAUCGGGGAGGGAGAUCAGGUGGGAGGGAGCAACGGGGACUGAGCUUUUCCUGUCUGAUAUUCAGAUGUAAUUCAGGAACGAGUGUAUUCUAUUUACUGUGUCUCUCCAGUAUGUGUUUCUAAGGGUGUGAAUGCUCAAACAUAGCACAGAUGCGACACAAGCACGCACACAUUCCCCCGCUGUCUGACCACAUAGCAGCAUGCGAGUGUAACGUCCAGAUUCUCAAAGCUUUCCGUCAUCGCUGUCAGCAUAAUUUGCAGUUCUGGUCGUGUUUCCGGCCCUUAAGCGGAAAAAGAUCCAACGUAUUCAAAGAGCUAGUGAACAUUUAAAGCCCUUGCUAACUUUUAGUAGUUUGUGAAAUUCAGUCCGUUCUUUGUCGUUUGUCGUAGCUGCUACAGAAAGAGGAGAUUAUCACAUACGCUUCACUCUCUAGUCAAGAGCAAACUGGGUAGAAGCCAGUGUGCUGGACUUAGAAGAGUGGCUAUUAAGGGUCAGUUCACCCAAAUUACAGAGAACAUGUUUCUACCUUUAAUAGUCUGGAAGCACGCAGAUAGUUUUGAUUUAACAUGUCGAGCGUUUCUGGAAGCCCAGAUACCAGACUCUUGUGUUUUUAGUGAGCUGACCCUUGAUCUCAUUCAUUUUAAUAACUUCUUUUAUUGUGUAGUCUCCUGAACAUCAUCCUCCAUCAGCCUGAUCUUCCAUCCAGUGAGAUCCGGCUGUUACUGUCACAGGGUUGCAUUUAUGCCGUUUUAAAUCUCUUUUUUAAAUCUCUGCUGUAUUAAUGGAAAUCACAUAAAAGCAGGCAUAGUGUACCAGCCAGGCGCUAAGAACCUAAAGCAGUCCUGUCAUACAAACCGGAUGCGUUUGCUUUGGUGUGGAAGUGUCUCCUGGUAGUUCAAGGAAUACUUUGUCAUUUUGGGAAUUACACUUACUCGCUUUCUUCCCUGGAGUUGGAUGCAAAGAUCGAUACUGCCCUCAUAUCUGUUCAUUCGUUGUGAACCUGAAGCUUCACAUAAAGACUGAAGGCUGGAUUGGAACUCCUUUAAGACUUGCUAUUUUAAAACAGAAACUAAAUACGUUCCGUUUAUUUCUAUUACAGUUGCCAUGUCUGUGGUUUUCUCCCCAAUUUGGCAACUUUUACUUCUAGUGUUGCCUUGGGUUGAUAUUUUUGUUUGUUUGUUUGUUUGUCAGGCCUAUUUUGCAUGCAAAUUACAUGAAUAAUAUCUAAAAAAAAGGUUUUUUUUAAAUUUUAAAUGAAAUAAUUUAGCAAGCUGACUCUAGAUCGGUACGUGUACACACAAUGCUGCAGAUCUGGCAACCCUAAUUUUAGCUUUAGAUGUGCUGGCUGGCUGAUAGAACCAAGUGGGAAUUUUUACUUUUAUUUUCUUUUUUUUUAACGCUACAUGUGGCUAAACACAUCAGCUGCAAGCAUGAGCAGAUACUGACCUUUUUCCACUCAUUUUUUAGAAGGAAAGUGUCUCUAAGUUCAUGUUUCAGUCUUUCAGUUUCUGCUCCAAUGCUCAUUUCUUUGACUUUCUGGGUCAGUGUCUAAUAGCCAGACUUUUGGUUUCAUAGUCAACACUUAAACCACCUAAAACCAACAUGGACGCCUAUAACCAAACACCACAUGACAGUUUACAGAAAGAUUCUUCUAAAUAUUAUUUAUACAACUGAGUAAAAUGUAAAGUUUGGUAUAUUAUCUCAACUUACUAAAAGAACACAAUCCAAACUAUUUGUGAAUCAGCUCAUUUUAUUAUUGUUUAGCUCAUUAGAAGGUGGUUGGUGUUAAAUUCAGACGUUAUUUAGAUGAUAUUUUAGUGAUAUCCAGUCAUUUUCUAUUAAUAAGUGAUUGUUUCCAUAAUAAAUAAUGAUGGGAUUUGUAAAGACAUGAUCAUAAUGAAGAUAAAAACAUUAAUUUUAUUACUUUUAAUAAAAAUGUAUGCAGAUAUAGCACAUGAACAAAAGUUCCUCAAUUAUAUAUUGACCCGACUAACUGCUGACUUUAGCGUGGUAUCGAGCUGCUCGUCUAACUCUCUGACAGAAAGCGAAUACAUCUGUCUUCCCAACGUGACGAUCCGUUUCCUCGCGGUGUAGCUAAUGUCGUAUGCUCUGAUAAUUUGAACCGGUUAGCGUGAUAUCACUUGCAAACGUCCCUUGUGUCACAGCAAACUAGCACCUAUGCUCUGCCUCAGAAGCCAGACCCGCCUCUGAGGCUCCCCGUCCUAUCAUGCAUUAAUGACUAUUUUUAUGAAGAAGUAUUUUUCCAGUAUUGGUAUUAAAAGUACAGGUCGACAUCCUCUUACAGUAAGCAAUGUGAGUGACAUAUGGAAAUAUAUUGGUCCACGUUACAGUUUGAACUGAAAAGAUUUCUUUAUUGUAUUUAUUACUUUGUAUACAGGCGUUUUUUUUUAUUUAUAUUGUAUUCUGUAUGUCAAUGUUUACAAAAUGAUCCCUGGAUGAAUCAUUUAUUUUCUUUCUUUUUUUUAAAACUAUGUUUUAUUGGUCUGUAUUGAAGUUUACACUGAUAACAUGAAGUGUUGGAAUUAUUUUGCACAAUCAUGUAACGGGGCCAGCGGGUGGGAGCGGGUGGGCGGGGGUAGAAUCUGUUAAAAUUCUGUACUUUUUGUCGUCUACCUAGAGUGUGUACGAUAUAUCCUAAAGGUAGACUUAAGUAUUCAGUGUUUCUGUAAAGUAAAUGCUCAUUCGUAGUGUAAAUGCUCACCUUCAGUGUUUUGGUAGCAUUGAGGGCUUAAAAAAGAAAAGAGAAAAAAGAAACGAGAGACUGCGAUUAUACAGGAACAUUUCUAUGUGAGCUACUCAUUCAACCUCAGAAUACUGUCAGAGUGGACUUGAAAUAUAAAGAGCACAUACGGUAAAGUCUCCCUAUCUGUAAAUACUAGUCGUCUCGGAGCAAGAAAAAAAAUCCAUUCUACCUUCUAUGAGUAUUUGAGCUGAGAAUCUCACUGUCCUGAUAUCAUGUGCUAUACUUUGUGACAGGUGUAUUCUGUGGUUUAAGAAACUUAAGUCAAACUGUGGGACAGGCAGGGUUGUCUUUAACCAACGGUGUCCUCUGUGUGCUCUAAUGUUGUAUUCAGUUCACACACGUGACCAUGUCUUAUCUGCAAACAGCGCCUUCAGUGUAUUUGUUCUACACUGCUGAAGUGUUCGAGUCCCAAACGCUGUAUUAUGAGUUUUGAAUAAAUCUGUCAUUUGGUA